Molecule: messenger RNA, 1732 nt
Organism: Dermacentor albipictus
Lineage: Eukaryota; Metazoa; Arthropoda; Arachnida; Ixodida; Ixodidae
Biological process (GO): chitin catabolic process; carbohydrate metabolic process
Cellular component (GO): extracellular region
Molecular function (GO): chitinase activity; chitin binding
Source: RefSeq, a predicted model, not a curated record
GGCACGUGCAUGACGAGGUAUUUAGAAGAAGCUGAAGAAUGGAGCAACUGUUCGGCUCGCCUGGUUCACCGCUUUCGCCGCCAGUUAACUCGGCAUCUCCUGAGGUAACCGAGAAGGAUUUGCGUGUCGACGAGAAAGGAACGCUCCAAAUAGUGGUCUCAAAUCGCGGGCACUCAGCGGCAGAAAAGCGAAAACUGACUCCAGCAGAAGCCGUCUUAGCCGGAGAGAUUUUGUUUCCGGAUGAAGAGGAGCCAUGGUACGAACGCAGCAUCAGUUUGCCUCGACAUUUCGAAGGACCAUCGGGGCAGCCGACAUAUGUCGAAGUUGAAGACCUAUCCGCUCCUGUGUUCACGUACCUGGUGUACGGCCUCUUCAGCGGCUUCCUCGUCGUGCUCAUCCUUAUCGCCAUCGUGGCGUACAUCAUCUCGUUCGCGGCACGUAAUCUUGGACCACCAAAGAGUCCGUCGUCCCAGCCUCUUGUGCUGUGCUACUACGAUCCAACCAUGAGCGCCGCUUUCACCUUUACGAGGUCUGAGCUCUGCAUCGAGUGCUGCUCGUAUUUCAUCUAUGAUGGUCUCGAAGUAGACGGCCAGGGGAACAUCAAGGAAAGAACCGGCACCGGACCUGCGUCAGCGUUGACCAUCAGCGACUGGCUGCAGCUGAAGACAGCGGGGAAGAUGAAGAUGCUAUGCGGCCUACGCGUCGAGCUGGCGCCCGCAUUCAAGGACGCGUUGGACCCUCGUGUAAAGACGAUAGUGGAUACUUUACGCUCCACCUACGCCGGUUUUGACGGCGCCGCGUUCUUGUGGAUGGCUCCCGAAACGAGCCAGGAAAUAAUAUUAUACCAGGCAUUGCGCAGCUCACUCGGUCGGCCCAAAUACAAGAUCAUUGCCCACAUUGCGAGACUUCUCAUCGAUGCCUACAAUUUCACCGAUAUGAUAAAGUAUGUGGACUCCAUUGUGAUAAAUACGCACGACUUUGCUGUCCAUGGAAAGGCCUAUCCACCUUGCAUGUACCAAUCCGGAAGCAUCAUAGAUGUUGUGGACAAAAACUUGGUGGAUGUACUUAACCGCAUCCUAACGUUGGCUCCAUUCCUGAGUACAAGGCUGGUGCCAACCGUGUCGACUAUCGGCAAAAAGUACGUCUUCGAAGACGCGAACAACGUGAAUGUCGGUGACCGCGUCGACCUGUCAAAACCUCCGGUGGACUCUCCUCUCUUCAAGUUUUGUCAAGAUAGAACUGCAUGGACCACGAAGAUGGACAACAAAACAAAAUGCGACACAGCCUUCAACAACAUGAAAGAAUGGAUCGGUUUCGAAAGCCCGACGUCCGUCGCGAUCAAGACCGAGCUGGUGAAGAAAAAGAAACUUGCGGGCAUCGCUGUUCUCAACAUAGAGCAGGACGGCCGGGAAGCCUGCACCGGCGACAAGAAGCCGUACCUGCUAGGUGCGGUGCACCGGGGCCUCCGUGUGCCUUGAAGGAGUAAACGAACGUUGACCGCCUCCCACGUGGAGUUAGUAGUCGAAGCACAUAUAUGAAACAAGCAGGAAACAGCAACACAACGUCUCGUCUUUGUUACAUUUUUCUCGAUCGCAUUUUCGGCGCCAUUUGUGCCAGUGUUACCCAAUGAAGGCUUGAAAAAUCAAACCGUACACUUACAUGUUGAAAUCCAAAGAAAAAAAAUCACCAAGAGAACACAUUGCAGUCGUUAUUAAAAGUCUCGUUUAGUACA